Molecule: messenger RNA, 1124 nt
Organism: Caenorhabditis angaria
Lineage: Eukaryota; Metazoa; Nematoda; Chromadorea; Rhabditida; Rhabditidae
Source: the annotation of a GenBank genome assembly
AUGUUUCACAAUACAUUCCAAAGCGGGUUACUGUCAGUGUUGUACAGUAUUGGAAGUAAACCACUUCAAAUUUGGGAUAAGCAGGUCAAAAAUGGGCAUAUCAAAAGGAUAACCGAUGAAGAGAUUCAAAGUUUGGUUUUGGAAAUUAUGGGAGCAAAUGUCAGGUAAGCUAAAAAGAUUUGGGGGUUUUCGGGGCUGAGAAAUGUGAGAUACGAAUAUUCGGGAAAAUUUUAGAAACGGACCAGGGUGACCACAGUAAUCCUUGCAGUCUGGUAUAGAUCUAGGCUACAGUAAUCCUUGCAGUUUGAUUUGAAAAAUCCGACCAAUCCGGAAAAUCUUCUGAAUUUCUUAAUCAAACAAAAGUGACCACAGUAAUCCUUGAAUUUUUGAAUUACAGUAAUCUUUGCAGUCCGGAUUUUGAAAUCACAGCAUAUCUUGUAAUUCUUGAAGAACAGUAAUCUUGGCCUUGUUUUUCUAGAUAAAUCAAAAAUAUGUUUGUCUAAGUCUUUUGGGUUGAAUUUCCUUUAUUUUAGCCGCACUCCUAAUCCAUUUUUUUGCAGCACAUCUUUCAUUUCCUGUCCAAUCGAUCCAAAGAAAACACUUGGCAUAAAAUUGCCAUAUUUUGUAAUGGUCGUCAAAAACAUGAAGAAAUAUUUCACUUUUGAAGUUCAAAUUCUGGACGACAAAGGAAUCAAAAGACGUUUCAGAGCCUCUAAUUUCCAAAGUUCGACUAGAGUUAAGGUAAGUUACUUUUGAGUUCUAUGGAGAGUAGGAGAAAUCUAGAAAUUUUACAGCCGUUUAUUUGUACAAUGCCAAUGCGACUAGAUGAAGGAUGGAAUCAAAUUCAGUUCAAUUUAAGUGAUUUUGUGAAACGAGCAUAUGGAACAAAUUAUGUGGAAACUCUCAGAAUUCAGGUAAAUGAGUUUUGAUAUGUGAAUUUUUUCAAAAAAAAAAUCCGAAAAUUCUUGCAGAUCCAUGCAAAUUGUCGAAUCCGUCGUAUUUAUUUUGCCGAUCGACUUUAUACCGAAGACGAACUUCCAGCUGAAUUCAAACUAUAUCUUCCAAUUCGUGGAAGUUUAUCAGCAACACAACAACAGCCUCAAAUCUCACUAACUACUGAAUAA